Messenger RNA from Triticum aestivum (bread wheat), 1872 nucleotides. RefSeq names its product nuclear transport factor 2. Gene Ontology annotation, molecular function: mRNA binding. Lineage: Eukaryota; Viridiplantae; Streptophyta; Magnoliopsida; Poales; Poaceae. The transcript is spliced from 9 exons. The record is from RefSeq and is a predicted model, not a curated record. Gene Ontology annotation, cellular component: ribonucleoprotein complex; cytosol. The coding region runs from base 162 to 1634 and encodes 490 amino acids.
UCUCCCAUUCCCGUAUAACCCCCCGCAGCCGCCGCCGCUCCUCCCCCUCUCUUCCUCCCUUGGCCAAAUUUUGCGGGAAACGCGACGCCACCCGGAGAAACCCUCCUCCCGCACCUCGCCUCCCCCCUGCCAAAACCCUCGCCCCUCCUCCUCCUCCUACGAUGGCCGCGCCGACGCCUCCGCCCGCCGCCGCUCCCGCCCCCGCCCCCGCCGCGGCGCCAGGACCGACGCCGCCGGCGCAAGUGGUGGGCAACGCCUUCGUGCAGCAGUACUACAACAUCCUCCACCAGUCCCCGGAGCUCGUCUUCCGCUUCUACCAGGAGGCCAGCCGCAUCGGCCGCCCCGCCACCACCGGCGCCGACAUGGACACCGUCACCACCAUGGAGGCGAUUAACGAGAAGAUCAUGUCCAUGGACAUCGCGCGGGCGGAGAUCAGGGGGGUGGACGCGCAGGAGUCGCUAUGUGGCGGUGUGACCGUGCUCGUCACGGGCCACCUCACAGGGAAGGACGACGUCUGCCGCGAGUUCGCGCAGUCCUUCUUCCUUGCGCCGCAGGAGAAGGGUUACUUCGUGCUCAACGACAUACUACGUUAUGUCGGGCAGGGUGAGGCCGACCAGUCAUUGCCGCCACCUCAGCAGCAGCCGCCGGCACCGGAGUUGGAUGCAGUGGUUGCCCCUGCUGCCGCCCUGGCAAAUGGUACUGUUGCCCUUGUGGAGAGUGUGCCUCGCGAGCAGGAGGCUUCGCCGCAGCCAGAGCCGGAUCUCUCUGAGUCUGUUCCUCAUACCAACGAGGAUGAGGAUCCCAAGGAGGAGGUUUACAACCCACCGAAUGACGUGGAAGUGCCUGUUGUGGAGGAAACACCGGUUCCUGAGGUCAUAGAUGAAGUGCCAAAUAAUGUAGCAGCCUCCAUACCGGUUUCGGCUCCCCCUGUACCACAUGACGAGGCCCCUAAGAAGUCGUACGCUUCAAUUGUCAAAGUCAUGAAAGCAGUUCUGCCACCAAAUUCCGCAGUUCCUUACAGGCCUGCACCACCAAAACCGGAGAAGCAAGCUCCUGCUCCUGCCCUGUCUGUGGCUGUUGAUCCUCCAACUUUCAGUCCUAAUCCUGAGAGCAGCAACAUUCAAGACCCAGAAGUUGAUGCGCUUGCGGUGUAUGUCAAAAAUCUGCCCUUACAUGCCACACCUAGCCAAUUAGAAGAGGAGUUCAAAAGAUUUGGUACUAUUAAACAUGAUGGUAUCCAAGUUAGAAGCCACAAGAUUCAAGGGUUCUGCUAUGGCUUCAUAGAGUUUGAGGAUGCCAGCUCAGUUCAAAGUGCACUAGCGGCUUCUCCUGUGACGAUUGAUGACCGACCAUGCCACGUCGAAGAAAAAAGAACUCCUGGUUCACGUGGUAGUAGCAGGGGAAGGUUUCCACCGGGUAGAGGUGGUAAUUUCCGAGGUGAAGGCAUGAGAGGCCGUGGUAGUUACCCUGGAGGGAGAGGCUAUGGAAGGGGCGAGUACAACAACUAUCGAUCUGAUUUUGGAGGCAGAGGCGGUGGUAGAGGCGGCUCAGGUCGUGGAGGUGAUGUUGGCUACCAGCGGGUUGAUCACUCUGGCACCGGUGGGCGUGGUGGUGCCCGGGCAGCUGCAAAGUGAGUUUGGUAGCUAUGCGUUGGUAGAAGUUUGCUAUUUCAUUGUCGUUGAACGUACUAAGAUUCACAAAAAUGGUGUGUCGUGAGCUGGGUUCAUGUGCGGUCGUUGUCAGCGUAUUCAGGUCAUAAAUUGAUGCUCUCCUUGUUUUGUGGCAAGGAAAGCAAUGGUGAUAUUGGUUACUAAUUGUAGAAUAUUACAAUCUAUUCAGAUGCAGUCCUAGUAAGUUUUGGCAUUCUUUUGA